AAAAAAAAAAAAGCUGCCAAACGUGUUUUGUUAGUAUGAACGACAUGGCCGACCAUAGUGCAGAACUAAAGCGGCGAUUUCCUGGUCGUUCUGAUCAGAUAGAUACUCUGCUGAGUCUAAUGGGAAGGCCGGCCGAUCCAACUGUACCUUCUAUCUUGAUAUACGGCCACUCAUCGUCUGGAAAAACCAGUCUUGUUCGUGAUUUACUAUCUACAACCAUCGCACGGAAACAAUGGGCUUAUAUCAAUUGCAUCGAACGUCACACCCCUCGAAUGAUGUUCGAACACGCUGUGAAUGAAUGGUGUAGUUGGUCGCCAUCGUGGGAUAACCAGUUCACCUCAAUUGCUCGCAUCGACAACUUGAACGAUUUUUUAUGUGUUUUGAAGGAAGGAGUGCCUCUCAAUCAGCAUAGUACGGAAAUGAUCGGCGACAAAGAAACUCGAUACCUGGUACUUGAUCGUGCCGAGCGUUUACGAGAUAUGGGAGCUACGAUCUUACCUGCGUUACUUCGGCUUUCUGAAAUUUCACAACGCAAUAUCUGUGUCAUACUACUCUCAACUAUUGUUUACGAAAAGUUUCGAACUAAAUCUGGGUCGUAUGAACCACUCGUCAUUCGAUUUCCCGAGUAUUCCAAGGAGGAUACGUUGCAGAUCUUACGUCGUGAUUUCUCAGAAGAUGGAAUGGACAUCGAGGUUGAGGACAAGGGGACCGUGCAUUUGAACGACGACUUUUUCCGAUCCUUUUCCGAGGUGAUCUAUUCGAUCUUUUUUCAAAAUUGCAAGGAUCUGAAUGAGCUUAGACACCUUGUUGCUCUUUUAUUUCCUCUGUUUAUCAACCCAAUACGCGAUGGAAGAGCUAAAACUCAUGAGACGGCCAAGCUUUUCAAAUUGGCACAACCAUACUUUGCCGAAGCAACCGAUAAGCUGUAUCUGCGUGAAAUCUCCAGUUCAGAAUGGGCCAAGCGAACGUCGGAAAUGGCAGAUGCAAAAACUACAACAUCUCAUACAGUGGACGCAUCCGUGAUAGCUGCUAUACGGACGAAUGCAAAAGGCGAUUUUGAUCUACCGUAUUAUACCAAGUUUUUGCUUAUAGCAUCGUACCUUGCAUCUUAUAAUCCGCCUAGGUUCGAUGUACGGUACUUUGCAAAGGUCGCGGAUGAAAAGAAAAAGAAAAAGAGAGGUAUCCAUAAAUCAGCGUCCGACAAGAGUGGAGGAAAGAUGAGACAACAACUAUUGGGUCCAAAAGCCUUCCCUGUAGAACGUAUGCUGGCAAUUUUCUACAGUAUCAUUGACGAUAAACUGGAUGAUGCCAUUGAUAUUCCUGUUCAGAUCACAAGUUUAACAACGCUGCGCUUGCUGCUUCGAACUACGAAUAUGGACAAAUUGGAUGGAGCAAAGUACAAGUGCAAUGUAUCAUUCGACUUCAUCCGCGGUGUUGCUCGAAGUGUCCGAUUUGAAAUCGACAAGUACCUGUUUGAUUUUAUCUAAUGCGUUCUUCGCUUCGCACAGCAUAUACCCCCCGCAACUUUUUUUUUUUUCCUUGCGUGUACAUUGUUUUUCUUGGUUUGGUUUGGUUUGUAAUAAUUGAUUAUAUGUGUCCAUUGAUAUGGUUGUAUGUAGUGAUGAAACGAAUCGAAAAAGUACAAGUAGUUGAGUGCAUGUAUAGCGAGGUGGUAGUAAAGAACGAGACGGAAAUGUGGAUAGUAGCUAGAGUAAGGUAGAAAGGCUGGUAUGGUAGGUACUAUGAUGACGAUGGUCGCAGCUCCAGCUUCAACCCAACAAAAAAAAAAAAGAGGGAGGUGUUAAAAUUGCUGGCGGAUCAGAUCAGACACGGUGGAGGGAACUUACAAAGAGGAAGGCACUUUUGAUAGGGUUAGCGAUGGU
Messenger RNA from Umbelopsis ramanniana AG, 1883 nucleotides. RefSeq lists its product as uncharacterized. Bases 36 to 1487 code for a protein of 483 amino acids. Gene Ontology annotation, molecular function: DNA replication origin binding. Lineage: Eukaryota; Fungi; Mucoromycota; Umbelopsidomycetes; Umbelopsidales; Umbelopsidaceae. Gene Ontology annotation, biological process: DNA replication initiation; DNA replication. Gene Ontology annotation, cellular component: nucleus; nuclear origin of replication recognition complex. The record is from RefSeq and is a predicted model, not a curated record. The transcript has 8 exons.